Molecule: messenger RNA, 564 nt
Organism: Dentiscutata erythropus
Lineage: Eukaryota; Fungi; Glomeromycota; Glomeromycetes; Diversisporales; Gigasporaceae
Source: the annotation of a GenBank genome assembly
AUGAAAUCAUUUUCUAAGAUCAAAAUUACGAUUUUAAUUUUAAUCUUUCUUUCAUGCCAAUUUGUUAUUGGUUCACCUGUUUUUCAAAAACCAACCAAAGAGUUAACCAAACAACUCACUGAUGAGGAUACAAAACACAAUGAGGUUAAGGAUGAUGAAGAAUAUGAUUGGAUUAAUGAAGAAAACUUUGAUAUUUAUAUGACUACGGUAGAACUUUCAAAUAUUGAAAUGUUAGAAUUCCAAUUACCUGAAGUUCAAUUUCCUGAAAUUCAAUCUACUGAAGUUCAAUCUGCUGAAAUUCAAUUCGAACCAAUUCUUGAAAAAAUUCGAGAAGCUUUUGGGUUUAUUGGUGGUUUAGGCACUUGUUUUGUAGGAGUUUGUAGAUUAUUAGGAUGCGGUGCUGCUGAGGAAGAUGAAGGAGCUUGUGUGAUCAUAUUGCGGUCUCUUGGUGCUAUAGGCGCAGGUGCACUUAAAUUAUUACCACUAGUAAUAAUAGUGGUAGGAUCCACGAUGUUAUAUCUUUAUGUAACUGGCAAAAAAGAUGAUGAAAAUUUGACUAUAUAG